Molecule: messenger RNA, 1416 nt
Organism: Dichotomopilus funicola
Lineage: Eukaryota; Fungi; Ascomycota; Sordariomycetes; Sordariales; Chaetomiaceae
Product: isoprenoid synthase domain-containing protein
Exons: 3
Coding region: 1-1416 (471 amino acids)
Biological process (GO): isoprenoid biosynthetic process; ubiquinone biosynthetic process
Cellular component (GO): transferase complex
Molecular function (GO): prenyltransferase activity
Source: RefSeq, a predicted model, not a curated record
AUGCCGCUCGGGACGGGGCCUUCAACGGCCCGCGGGGCCAGGAGCGCCACAAGACUGGCCCGACUCGCGGGGCUACCGACGGGGGCGGCGACUACGUGUAUGGAAUGCCGUAAAGCGGCGCUACCCAACACCCGGAUACAUUACCCUCGCCCACAGUCACAACCCCACGCUCUUUUCCACUCGGGACCACCCCGCUAUUCAGCAUGGGCUGCGGCGGUCCAGGUAGCCGGCAACAUCGUGUCCAAUGCCGUCACGCGAGCGACCAAAGGCACCAGCGAUCUGCCGACCAUCGACCCGCUGCAGAUUGUGGCCAAAGAGAUGAAGUUUCUGACAGGGAACAUCCGCAAGCUCCUCGGCUCCGGCCACCCGUCGCUGGACCGCGCCGCCAAGUACUACACACAGGCCGAGGGCAAACACGUCCGCCCCCUCAUAGUGCUACUCAUGUCACGGGCGACGUCGCUGUGCCCAAAAGCGCCGCAACGUCAUCAGUCGACAUUACAAGCUUCCGCAGCGAUCGACACCUCCAUCUCUCCGCUCUCCAUCCUAUCCGACUUCAACCCAUCCGCCAAGGCGGGCGCCGAGAAUGAAGAGGGGACCACAACAACACUCGGAGAUGACAUCCUACCCUCACAGCGGCGGUUAGCCGAGAUCACCGAGCUGAUCCACACGGCCUCGCUGCUUCACGACGACGUCAUCGACCACUCAGUGUCCCGGCGCGGGGCGCCAUCUGCGAACCUCGAGUUCGGGAACAAGAUGGCGGUGCUCGCGGGCGAUUUUCUGCUCGGGCGCGCGUCGGUAGCGCUGGCGCGACUGCGGCAUGCUGAGGUGAUCGAGCUCCUAGCAACCGUUAUCGCGAACCUGGUCGAGGGCGAGUUCAUGCAGCUGAAAAACACGGCCCGCGACGAGACCAAUCCGCGCUGGUCUGAGGAAACGCUCACGUAUUACUUGCAGAAGACGUAUCUCAAGACGGCGUCGCUCAUCAGCAAGAGUUGUCGAGCUGCGGCUCUAUUAGGCGGAGCGGACGCGCAGACGGUCGAGGCGGCGUACGGUUAUGGCAGGAACCUCGGCCUCGCGUUUCAGCUGGUCGAUGACAUGCUAGACUACACGCGUAGUGCGAAGGAGCUCGGGAAGCCGACAGGCGCGGAUCUCGAGCUUGGGUUAGCCACUGCGCCGUUGCUGUUCGCGUGGAAGACGAUGCCGGAGCUGGGGUCACUGGUGGGGAGGAAGUUUGCCAACGAUGGUGAUAUCGAGAGGGCACGAGACUUGGUCAUGCAAAGUGACGGCAUCCAACAAACGCGGGCACUAGCCGAGGACUACGCCUCAAAAGCAAUCAGCUCACUUGACCAAUUCCCUGACAGCGAAGCCAAGGAAGGCCUAAUCGAGAUGGCUGUCAAGACUCUUCAACGGAAGAAGUAA